UAAUCGUUUACGCCUUCGUAGAGCAUUCCAUCUUUCUGCGGACGCUCCGGCGAGAGCUUUAGUUUUAAAUCAUUAUGGACACAAUUCCAGUAAUCCGUGCUUUAAAUGCAAAGUUAAUGGUUUCCGACAUGAGAAUCGAAUGGUUUACUUGGGGAUCAAUCACGAAAAGCGAACAAAUGAACAAUAUAUAUCUUGUUUGAAUGAGGACCAUCAAAAAGGAAAAAGUCCAUUACAGGAUCUUGGAAUACCGAUUGUCACAAGGGUGCCUUUUGAAAUUAUGCAUCUGGUAUACGCUGGUGUUGCUUCGAGGCUAUUAAGAAAUCAUCCACGUCCACUUGAGCAAUUCGCAAAUUGAUUACGAGAAAAAAAUUAUAUACAACAUGUACCUGAACGUAAUCUUGAGAAUCAUCGCCUUUCAGCAAAACACUCAAAUAGUCCCAUUCCUGAAUGUAUGGAAAAUACAAAUGUCAUACAAUACAAAAAUUAUCAGUCAAAUUAAUUUAAUUUUGCAUUAGAUGAUUGCAAUAGCUUUUGCAAGAUUCGGGAUAACUCUAUUUGCAGAAUUAGAAAUAUUUUGACUCAAAAUAAAAAUGUUUUCUUUGUAGUACAAACUUUUCAAAAUGUUACAAAUUUUUAUGAAUUGCCAAUUCAGUCUUCAACUGUCGGAGUUUAUAAAUGCAAAGAGUUAUCAAAAGACUUACAAUUAAUCAGCACAAAUUAUGUAACUGCGAAGUGCUAUAGUAUGCCAAGUUGGACAGGAUCAUUCUCUUCAACAAAAAAAUCAGAAAAAAAUAAUGUGUUAUAAAAAAUGUCGGACAAUAAAGGUUCAAAAUGUAAUCGACGAGGACGUACAAUAAAAAAGCCUCCAAAGUAUUGUACUACAGAUUCUGAUAAGCCAACGAGGAAUAAGAAAAAGGCUAACAGUAAUGUAUUACAAGAAAUGACAGCAAUGUUCAGCAAUUCUAAUUCUGAAGAAUCAACUGAUGCGCCAAGUCAAUCAUCCGAUAAUGAAUAUAAUUAUCGACUGUGUGUCGACUGACACACAGUGAGGACAAUGUUGAAAUGAAAUAAGGAUCCCAAAAAAAUGCACAAUCAGCCCGGAAAAAAAGAAACAAAUCAAGAUAAACCAAUCGCAAAAUCUGACCGGAAAAAAGAAGGAAACCAAGAAAAAACACUACAAUCAACAUCGGAACAGCAACUUAGACACCAUGAAAACAAUAAUUUGAACUUACCCGGUUGUUCAGAACAAAUAUUACAAAAUAAUUAUGAUCAAGGAACACUACAACCAACAUCGGAACAGCAACUUAGACGCCAUGGAAACAAUAAUUUAAACUUACCCGGUUCAGCACAAACAUUACAAAAUUAUGAUCAAGGAGAUGAUGUGAUGCGUACAUCAAAUAAUCAUUCUGUAUACGAUUUCAACUCAGGAUCAGUUGUUGACACAAGUACUGUUCAAAACAAUUCGUCAAGAACUCCAACUUGUAACAAAUAUAUUUCUCCGGCUGUUACUUCAAAUAAUAAAUUUUAUGACAGUUCAAGUACUAAUGGCAUAUACGCAAAUGCAACCAGUGUCCCACCCACAUAUACAAAAGAAUUAUAUGGCUCAGGAACUGCACUGGUUAAUACACACAUACACCCGCAGUUGUACAACUAUCGUAAUAACAAUGAUGGCCAUAUAAAUUACAACGAUUCUGAAAAUGCCAUCUUAAAUAACUUGAAGGCAUCGCAAGAAAGUUUCUUCCAAAUAUUUGAGGAAAAAAUGCAAUUGUUUCCCAAGACUCAGGAACAAUAUGUUUCGAAAAAAAUGGACGAUAUGCAAAACUAUUAUGAGAAAAAAAUGGAUGAACUGAAAACCUACUUUAAUACAAAAUUGGAUAAUGUGCAAGCAUAAAAACGCAAAUAACGAUGAGGCUCGCCCAGUAUAUUCACUUCCGGAAGGUUUUUCAUUACAAAAAUAUGCAACAGUUUGAAAAUUUCGAGAAAGAUAAACAAAAGCA
Molecule: messenger RNA, 1997 nt
Organism: Temnothorax curvispinosus
Lineage: Eukaryota; Metazoa; Arthropoda; Insecta; Hymenoptera; Formicidae
Product: probable serine/threonine-protein kinase clkA
Exons: 8
Coding region: 1085-1891 (268 amino acids)
Source: RefSeq, a predicted model, not a curated record